UCAUUCACCAUCGCCGUUACAUGUAGUUUGGUGUUACACAUAGCUAGAAGCAUCGUUUGAAAUCAUCUCUGUAAACUAAACUCAAAAAGUUGUUCUUCCCUCUUCUCUUCAAACUACUCUACUCUGCUCUGCUCAACUAGGGUUUUCUUCUUCUCCAUCAAUGGCUGCCGACGGUUCUGUAGCUCUCGCAGUAAAGCAACAGGUGCAGGAUUUCUUAAAUGCUGCUCUUACUGGGAACCUUGAUUUCUUCAAGAAAAUGGCGGAGAAAUUGGAUGAUGGGCAAGGGUUGUCGAAGACAGUGGCGGAUGUUAAGGAUGCUAAUGAUCGAACCGCCCUUCAUUUCGCGGCCAGAGAAGGGCAGACUGAAGUUUGCAAGUAUUUGUUGGAGGAAUUGAAACUUGAUGUUAAUGUGAAAGAUGCAGAUGGAGAGACUCCUCUAGUUCAUGCAGCCAGACAAGGGCACAUUGCUACUGUGAGUUAUCUUCUUGAUCAUGGUGCAGAUCCUGCAAUUGCUAGUGAUUUAGGGGCUACAGCUUUACACCAUGCCGCUGGAAUAGGAAAUAUUGAAUUGAUGAAAGUACUACUUUCCAAGGGUGCUCCUGUUGAUUCGCAAAGUGAUUCUGGCACUCCGUUGAUUUGGGCUGCUGGGCAUGAACAAAAAGAGGCUGUAGAGGUUCUGUUAGAGCACCAUGCUAAUCCAAAUUCUGAAACUGAUGAAGGUAUAACACCAUUGUUGUCAUCUGUGGCGGCUGGUUCGCUGGAAUGCUUAGAGCAAUUAAUUCAGGCAGGUGCAAAGGCCAAUAUCUCUGCAGGUGGAACGACACCAUUACAUAUUGCUUCUGAUCUUGGUAGUAUCGAUCUUAUCAAUUGCUUAUUGAAAGCUGGAGCUGAUCCAAAUGCUACAGACGAGGAUGGCCAGAAGCCAGUGCAGGUUGCUGCUACACGAGGGAAUAGAAAUGCAGUUGAGAUACUACUUCCCUUGACUACACCAGUUCAAUCUAUUCCUAACUGGACAAUUGAUGGAAUUAUCCAAUAUAUGCAGUCUGAAACUCAAAAACAAGAGGAGCUUGCCCGAAGUUUCAAAGAACUUAAUUCACAAAAGAAUACCAACUUAUCAAGGCAGGAUUUGCCCGAGGUGACACCUGAGGCAAAGCAGAAAGCUGCAGAAGCAAAAUCACGAGGUCAUGAAGCUUUCAAUAGGAAAGACUAUGCAUUGGCUACAGAUGCGUACACACAGGCUAUUGAUCUAGAUCCUUCUGAUGCCACAUUCUACUCGAAUAGAAGUCUCUGUUGGUUUCUCCAGGGACAAGCUGAGCAAGCACUGGCUGAUGCUAAGGCAUGCAGAUCACUUAGACCAAACUGGGCCAAGGCUGCCUAUCGUGAGGGUGCUGCACUACGUCUCUUGGAGAGGUUUGAGGACGCUGCCAAUGCAUUUUAUGAAGGCGUGCAACUUGACCCAGAAAAUAGGGAGUUAGUUACUGCUUUUAGGGAGGCAAUUGAGGCAGGGAGGAAAUUUCAUGAGAGUAAUCAAGCAAAAUAAGCGGUAUUGCGGCAUUAAUGUACCACAAUUUUGUUCAUAGGGAGAGAAGCUGUGAAUUAUCCAAUACUUUGCCUAUGUAUAUCUGCGUUUUUUUUACCCUUGGUCCAGCUUCUCUCAGUAUUGCUAGCAAUUUUAAUGUCCCAAGGUGUGGUUUUUCAACAUUUUUCCAGAUUAUUAUAUUGAUCAUUUUUUAGUUCUUGAAUCUUGCACAACUGAAAGAAUGGGUUGGAGGUUGUCCAAAAAUUGCCUCAUUUAGGAAGUGUUAAUUAAUUGACCUUUAAUAGUGUUUAGAAUGAAAAGUUUGGAUCUUAUGUGGUCUAGAGUGAGUUGAGCUAAUAAGUAUGGGAACUACUAAAUACAUUCAGUUCAAGCUUAUUCAUUAAAAAAUUGAAUAGAGAGUGAGGGAUUAUUGUUAA
Molecule: messenger RNA, 1956 nt
Organism: Chenopodium quinoa (quinoa)
Lineage: Eukaryota; Viridiplantae; Streptophyta; Magnoliopsida; Caryophyllales; Amaranthaceae
Product: ankyrin-1-like
Exons: 13
Coding region: 161-1540 (459 amino acids)
Molecular function (GO): protein binding
Source: RefSeq, a predicted model, not a curated record